Pseudozyma hubeiensis SY62 is the source of this 2859-nucleotide messenger RNA. RefSeq names its product predicted adenosine deaminase. The record is from RefSeq and is a predicted model, not a curated record. Gene Ontology annotation, molecular function: AMP deaminase activity. Lineage: Eukaryota; Fungi; Basidiomycota; Ustilaginomycetes; Ustilaginales; Ustilaginaceae. Bases 1 to 2859 code for a protein of 952 amino acids. The transcript has a single exon. Gene Ontology annotation, biological process: AMP metabolic process; IMP salvage. Gene Ontology annotation, cellular component: cytosol.
AUGUGCGGUACUCGAAGGCCCAACGGCACCGACGCUGACCUUUCCGCAAUGGCACGCAACCUGUCCAUGCACGGCUCCGACAGGGACUCAUCGCCCGCAUCCAGCGACAGGCAUCCUUUCGAGCAAGACGGCGCCUCCCCCGGUACACCUCCUGCCACCCGAGCAGACGCCUCUCACUACUCCGAGACCGACGAGAAGCGGCUCCACGAAUCAGACGGUCAUUAUUGGGCCCACAGGCGUAUCUCGUCGUCCCACCACAGUUCACCUGCUGUCGAUAUCCCUACCCGGCUUCAAGGCUCUUUCACAGCCGACUCGCAGAACGAACUCGAGCCCACUUUCGCCUCCACCUCUCUGGCAGAGCGUUCUUCCGUCUUUUCCUCUGGCUCACUCAUCGACGACCGUCGUUCUAACGCAGAUCUCGACUUCUCCGGCGAUGGCAGCCACGUCCCACCUCCCAACGUCGCUACCAUCUUCCAUGACACUCAGCCCACUAACAACUCGCUGCCCAAACAUACCAGCUUGCAAGCAGCUCACGAUCAGGCUCACUUUGCUGCUUCCCCCGCAGAAGCGGCCGCAGCCGCAGCUGGUCUCGGCGCUGCUCCCCAUGCACCUCUACCACCUCGUCUCGAUGCUGAUCCGUCUCACUUGAGCGCCUCCAACGUUGCCGUCCACUCUGAACUCUCCGGCGAGCUCCGCGCCCUCUACACAAGUCUCCAGACCUGUCUCGAGCUCAGAGAUAAGUACAUGGGUGCCAGUCUUCAAGGCGACAUGCAAGACAACCCCAAGAACUGGGAUGCCGAGUAUUGCGCCCGUCACGCUUCUGCCAAUGCCGAAAAGCCUCCUAAAUCCAGCUCUGGUCCCGUUGCCGAAGGCUCCAUCAAGAUCGACGGCUCCUCCUGGGACGUCGAUGCAGGCAAACCCAAGCCGUGGCGCAUCUAUCCCGCACCUCCUCGUCCGCACUGGGAGCUCUUCAACCCUCCACCUGAAUCGUCCUUCGUGGUGCGUCCAACCUCUGUCAAUCCGCUCCCGCCACCCAUUCCACCUGCUAGCCCCGCCAACGCACAGGCAGCCCAGGCGCUUCUCGAAAGCACUGGCGGCAAGCCCGGCCUCUACCGUGAACAGGAUGUCAUCAUUCCUUCCAAACACAUCCGCAACAAAUCCGACGUCACUUGGGACAUGGACGAGACCGGUGUCAUCCAGGUCUACGAGGGCCAAGCUCCCGCGGCACUGGCCACUCCCACACAAAGCGUCGACGACGCAUCAUCGCCUGCUGCCACGUUCACAGGAUCCCGAAAGGAACCGCUCUUCAACAUCCCCACCAUCCGAGAAUACUUCAAGGAUCUCGACUACCUCCUUGGCGUCAUCUCUGAUGGUCCCGUCAAGAGCUUUGCUUGGCGUCGACUCAAGUACCUCGAGAGCAAAUGGAACCUUUACUUCCUCCUCAACGAGUACCGCGAACUCGCAGACAUGAAACGUGUCCCUCAUCGUGACUUUUACAAUGUGCGUAAGGUCGACACCCACAUCCACCACAGCGCUUCCAUGAAUCAAAAGCAUCUGCUCCGAUUCAUCAAGGCCAAAAUCAAGCGCUUCCCCGAUGACGUUGUCAUUCACCGUGACGGUAAGGAUUUGACGCUCCAGCAGGUGUUCGAAUCGCUCAAGCUCACCGCAUAUGAUCUCAGCAUAGACACGCUUGACAUGCACGCGCACCAAGACGCCUUCCAUCGCUUCGACAAGUUCAACCUCAAGUACAACCCUAUGGGCGAGUCACGUCUUCGUGAGAUUUUCCUCAAGACCGACAACUUGAUCAAGGGACGCUACCUUGCAGAACUCACCAAGGAAGUCAUGGCUGAUUUGGAGCAGAGCAAAUACCAGAUGGCCGAAUAUCGUGUCUCCAUCUACGGCCGCACCAGGGGCGAGUGGGACAAGCUGGCCAGCUGGGUGGUCGACAAUGGCCUUUUCAGCCCUAACGUCCGAUGGCUAAUCCAAGUACCGCGUCUCUACGAUGUGUACAAGGCGAACGGCACCGUCGACAACUUCGAGCAGAUCAUUCGAAACGUCUUUGAACCGCUGUUCGAAGUGACACAGAACCCCCAAAGUCACCCCAAGCUGCACGUUUUCCUUCAGCGUGUCGUCGGUUUCGAUCUGGUCGACGACGAGAGCAAGCCAGAGAGGCGAGUUCACAAGAAGUUCCCCGUCCCCAAACUUUGGGACUUCAAGGAUAGCCCACCGUACAACUACUGGCUCUACUACAUGUUCGCCAACAUCUCGAGUCUGAACCAGUGGCGAAAGCUUCGCGGUUUCAACACGUUUGUCCUUCGACCUCACGCAGGUGAAGCUGGAGACACCGACCACAUGGCUGCCACCUUUUUGACAUCGCAGUCCAUCUCUCACGGUAUUUUGCUGCGCAAAGUGCCCGCCUUGCAAUACCUCUACUACCUCAAGCAGAUCGGACUGGCCAUGUCGCCUCUGAGCAACAAUGCGCUGUUCUUGUCGUACGAACGCAAUCCGUUCCCCAACUUCCUCAAGCUCGGUAUGAAUGUUUCCAUCAGCACCGACGACCCGCUCCAGUUCCAUUUGUCCAAGGAACCGCUGUUGGAGGAGUACUCGGUGGCGACGCAGAUCUACAAGCUGACGCCGGCGGACAUGUGUGAGUUGGCACGCAACUCGGUGCUGCAGUCAGGGUGGGAGAUGGAGAUCAAGAGGCAUUGGUUGGGACCCAACUUCCAGGCGCCAGGUCCGAAGGGCAAUGUGGUGGCCAAGAGCAAUGUUCCGGAUAUCAGGUUGAGGUUUAGGGAGGAGACGCUGAGGGAGGAGCUGGAUUUGGUUUGGCAGAAUCAGGCCGCACCCGCAGCGUAUUGA